Aspergillus melleus is the source of this 945-nucleotide messenger RNA. RefSeq lists its product as uncharacterized. The coding region runs from base 1 to 945 and encodes 314 amino acids. Gene Ontology annotation, molecular function: protein kinase activity. Gene Ontology annotation, biological process: protein phosphorylation. Lineage: Eukaryota; Fungi; Ascomycota; Eurotiomycetes; Eurotiales; Aspergillaceae. The transcript has a single exon. The record is from RefSeq and is a predicted model, not a curated record.
AUGCUGUCCCACUUCAUCCCCCGCUACCUCCUACCAGAUUACACCUGGCCAGACCCAAUCCGCCCUCUCACAACUGAACGCAUACCAACCACACCACGACCAACCUCCCCCCGACUGCGUCGACUUUGGGGCGUCGUACACGACUACCUUCAACGAUUCUCGCAGCUCUACUGCGCCUGGUUCGACAUCCCCUUUGACAACCAAAUCGCCCAGUUACCACUCGGCCUCAUUCUGAAAUGGUCCGACGGGACCAGAGUCGAAGAGGUCCUGGCUAUGCAAGUCGCCCGCGCAGCUGGGUUUCCUGUUCCUCGUGUAAUAUGCUACGCAGAGCAUCCUGAUACGCCGCAUGCGCCGGUCUCGAUUCUAAUGACUCGGUUGCCCGGUGUAGAGCUAGGCCAGGUAUACGAGACGCUGAGUAGCGAGGAAAGGGAUUCGGUAUCCAAAGAGCUACGGCGUUAUUUGGGGACUAUGCGCGGAUGGCUAAAUCCAUGGGGCGGUGAUAGGAUCUGCUCUCUAACGGGCGCAGCCAUUAGAAGUGUGCGGGUCCCCAAUCACUCGAUGGGACCGUUUGAAUCUGAGGAUGAGCUUAAUGAAUAUCUAAUUCGGCCUUCGUGGGCGGGCGGGUUCCCGUCCGAGGAGGCAUAUACUAACGCGCUUGAUCGCGCGAAGGGGAUGGGGAGGAUGUCACAUCGUGUUGUUUUCAGUCACGGAGAUCUAAAACAUCAUAAUAUUCUAGUGGAAAAGGGGAAGAUCACUGGCUUCUUGGACUGGGAAUCGGUGGGUUGGUAUCCGGAAUAUUGGGACUUUACUACGGCGUUGAUGUUUACACGCGAGAGCUUCUGGUGGUAUGAUUUUGUCGUUGGACUUGGUGGUGGCAUGUAUUUGGCGGAGUUGGAUUGUGAACGGGCGUUGACUUCUUUGACGAGUGCUUCUUAUUACUGGUGA